Messenger RNA from Drosophila obscura, 3027 nucleotides. RefSeq lists its product as uncharacterized. The transcript is spliced from 6 exons. The record is from RefSeq and is a predicted model, not a curated record. The coding region runs from base 336 to 2036 and encodes 566 amino acids. NCBI's taxonomy places the organism in Eukaryota, Metazoa, Arthropoda, Insecta, Diptera, Drosophilidae. Gene Ontology annotation, molecular function: zinc ion binding.
UAGUUACAGUAGUUUUAUAAAAAAAAUAAACACCGCGAAACAAAAUACAUACACACACCUAUUAGUGCUUAGUUACAGUAGUUUUAGGUCACAAACAAUCGGAGUGCGGUGCUGCAUAUGUAUGUACAUCUAUAUAAAUCCAAAUAAUGCGAAAGUGUGGAAAGGGAAACGCAGAGUCCUGUGAAAUGUGAAAUAAAUAUAUGCGAAAAUUUAUGUAAUACUGUUUGUUUCAAAAAACAAACGGAAACAAGAACUACUGUCAACAAAACAAAACAGUAUUUGUUUGAAAUCAUCAUAUUUUUUUAUUUCAAAAGUAUUAGUUAAUGUAAUUUAGGAUGCUACCAAGUUUGGAUACCUUAAUGCGUUGCUCGAAGCGAGUUCUGCAAUCGCCCCUGGAGGCGACGGCAACGGCCAAUCUCCAGAUGCGGAAUGGUCACAGCAAAGCCCCGGCCGGUAGCAUCUACGGACCCUUCACGCCCGACAAUGAUCUCAGCUGCUCCGGACGGGGGGACUGCGUGAACCAUACCUGUGUCUGCGACAUCCGAUAUGCCGGCGACGAGUGCAACUUCUUCAAUCUGCCAUACUAUGCCGGAAUCUCCACCGUCUUCUAUGUGGUGGCCCUCGUCUCUGUCAUCCAGCUGCUCAUCUGCAUUGUGGCCGAGUACCAGCGGCUCAAGCAGCCCUCGAUCCUCAGGGCCUGUCGCAUCACCACACAGAAGCUGCUCUACUUUAUGGUCUUUGUGGCGGCCUCCUUGCGUGGAGCCUACUUUACCACUCCGUUGGAUCUACAGCCUCAAUGGGCCGUAACCCUGAUGUCCGCCUAUUAUCCAUUGCUCAUGACCUGCGCCUCCCUGAUCGUCUGCAUGUGGGCCGAGAUCUUUCACCUGCGCGACAUUCGCUGGGAGAAGUCGCAGUUCCUGUCGAAGAGUUUCCUCGGCUUUGUGGCCUUCAACUUCUUCCUGUACAGCCUGUUUGGCAUCGAGGUCUUCAGCUCUCUGAUCAAUGCGGAGCGGCGGGACUACGCGCACAUAUUCAAUGGCUGCUAUGCGGUAUUGCUGCUGAUCGUGGUCGUCUUCUUUCUCAUCUACGGCGUGGAGGUGUUCUUCAAGCUGCGCGGCGGCUUUGUCUACGACCAAACGGGCAAGAUCCUGGGGCCCAGCGAGGCGAUCGUGAAUGCCUCACAGCUCCACCAGUCACGCUUCGGCCUCCUCAGUCAGGCCGUAAUGCUCAUCGUUAUUGUUGGCUUUCUCACCUCCGAAACUCUGGGCGAUUUCUGGAAGACCAAGGUUCCUGUCAACUCUCGAAACUGGCAUGACAUCAUUUUCCGAAUUGCUGAGAUUGGCGUUGCUCUGUGGUUCCCCUGCUGCCUGUGGAACUCGAUGGCGCCCGAACAGCUCUGGAUACUGAAUCCCCGCAAGCUGCUAUCCCGCCAGAUUGAUCCGUCGAUACCCACGCUGAAUGCCGACACCAAUAAGCUCUCGCCCGAGGAGGGUCAGUCGUUCCUGGCGAAAAAGGACUGCUGGAUAUGCUACGACAACGACAAGCCCGAGCCCCUAAUCCAGCCCUGCCGCUGCACCGGCGACGUUAGCUCCGUCCAUCAUGAGUGCCUCAAGCGCUGGCUGGUCGAGAGCUGCAGCAAAACGGAGGCCCAGCUGUCCUGCAAGGUGUGCGGCCAUCCGUACGAGAUUGAAAAGUCCAAAAAACUCGAGUGGGAGAAGGGCUUCACCAUCCAGCACUGGUCCAAGACGGUGAUACUGAUCACCCUGAUGUGCGUGACGGGGGCCGCCGCCUGGGUUGUUAUCCAAAUGUACGUGGAUCCCCUGGUGCGGGUCAUGACCGUCGGCGUGGCCGUCCUCAUUGGCUAUGUGUGUGUCAAGUGUUUGGGCGAGAACACCGUGGUGGCCUAUCAGCGUGCCAAAGUCAGCUCGAUCAACAUUGUGACCAGCUCGGAGAUGGAGAAGCUUCACACCAUAUGCGAGGAUGUUAGCGCUGCCAGUACAUCGACAGCAGCAGCACGGACUGGCGCUGCCUCUUAAUGGUAGAGUUGGUGAGAAGCAGUCGAGAGAAAGACAGAAAGAGAGAGAGUCUAUGCCAUACGGAACCACAUCAGCCACACAUCAGCAGCGCAGAUCAGCAGAACGUACAGACAUUAUUACUUACUUAUUGUAUCUAGUUUAGACUGCGUUUUGCACACAUUUUGCUCAAUGCUCAAUCCACAACACACAAACCCUUCCCUCAAUCCUGUACAUAGGUUUACAAAAAGAAAAGUAAGAAAGAAAAUCCGCAUCGUAGUGAGUAGUGCGUAGUGGCGAAACGGUAGAGAAAGCCGCCAGUUUCGAUUAUCGAGUCAAUUGUGUCUCUCAAAUUAUCAUGCAGAUUUCCAAAAGUGGAAUGUAUUACAAAAAGCCAAAUAUUAUUAGUCUCUAAGCAUAUAAGCCAGUAUCACUUACACGAAACAAACACGAAAAACGAAACAGAUAGAAACGUCUUGAGAUUAUGAACGCGUUGCCAAGUAGCCUGAAGAGCGAGCCGAGCCGAGUCGAGCAGAGCAGAGCAGAGAGUAAAUAGAUAGAGAUAGAGCUUCGAUGCGUCAGUAAUCAGACCGAUUGUGGGUCUGAUCUGUAGUUUAUAGCUUACUUUUAUUAACAAUUAAUUUAUGAAAGCAUUUUGCAUUUCAUUUAUUUCAUGAGCCUCUCCACGUGUCCUUUGCAUCAACAUACAACUUGGCGAAUAUUAAUUUAAGCGUAUAAGUUUUUACUUUGUAUUCAGUUGGUAUAAGCGGCAUAUUAAUUCCUAAGCUAUAUCCCAUAAAGAUCAUAAUUUAUCAACCACACAUACACACGCACCCACACCUUAAGCAAAGUAUAUAUAUCAAUUAUACAUUUUAUUGUAUCCGGAACAUACAAUUUGUCAAAGCAAAGUAAAACGAAAAACCCACAAUGAUUUACAUACAAUUUAAGCUACCAUACAUACAAUUUUUUGUGAUAAAAACAAACCAGUUAAUAAUAAUUAUAAAAUUUAUAAAAU